CUCGCGAUACUACCCCUCCUCUCGCAGGAGAGGAACCGACCCGGAAGUGAGAAACGGUUUUUCUUGAGGGCUCAGCAGGCUACCGAGCUAACGAGCUAACAAAGAUAACUAUCCGACUAAUUAACGGUGCAGCCCGGUUUCCAGGUUCAUAGACUCACGACCCGAAGAAUCAAGAUGACAGCCGCACCUUACAACUACUCCUACAUCUUCAAAUACAUCAUCAUCGGUGAUAUGGGAGUCGGAAAGUCGUGUCUGCUGCAUCAGUUCACAGAGAAAAAAUUCAUGGCCGACUGUCCUCACACCAUCGGGGUGGAGUUCGGCACCAGGAUCAUGGAGGUGCACGGUCAGAAGGUGAAGCUCCAGAUCUGGGACACGGCCGGACAGGAGAGGUUCAGGGCCGUCACCAGGUCCUACUACCGGGGGGCCGCGGGGGCCCUCAUGGUCUAUGACAUCACCAGGAGAAGCACCUACAAUCAUCUGAGCAGCUGGUUGACGGACGCCAGGAACCUGACAAACCCAAACACAGUGAUCAUUCUGAUCGGGAACAAGGCCGAUCUGGAGGCGCAGAGAGACGUGACGUACGAGGAGGCGAAACAGUUCGCUGAGGAGAACGGUCUGCUGUUUCUAGAGGCCAGUGCAAAGACGGGGGAGAACGUGGAGGAGGCCUUCCUGGAGGCGGCAAAGAGGAUCUACCAGAACAUCCAAGAUGGCAGCCUGGACCUGAACGCUGCCGAGUCGGGGGUCCAGCACAAACCCUCGGCGCCGCAGGGGGGGCGCCUCAACGCCGACAGCCAGCCGGCCAAGGAGGGCUGCAGCUGUUAACCACGGACAUGAACCCACAGACCCAUGAAACAGACCGACCGACGCACAGAGACGGACCCGACACCCGACACCCGAGACCCCCGACCCCCCCAGGCAUUAGCCACGUCCACGGCUGGAUCACAUUUAGAUGUAGCCGACAUUCAACCCCCCCACAUCCAAUCAAACCUGUACCAGCUUCAGCUAAAUCAUGACGCCCUAAAUCCUCCUUCACUACCGUCUGGACCAGUUACAGGUUCUCGUCAGUGUUAAACCAGUCACGGGUCGGACCUCGUUAGACCUCGUUAGACCUCGUUAGACCUCGUUAGACCCAAAAUAAUUCACAUCAAAUCUUCAAACCCAGAAUAGAGGAGAUCCAACUCUUCUCUUCUUCCAUCGUGUUUAUUUGUGACUUCCCUCAAAACUUCUUAAACUAGUUCGGCCCUGAUCCGGGACCUGGUCUUUCCUGGACCCUCCUCAGUGGUUCUUUGGACUCCAAAUUAACAAACGACCUACGGCCUAAACGGAUCUGGAUCUAAGGCUCGACUCAGAUCAGCUCGACUCGGACUCAAAUCAAAGACAAACUUCAAACUCACCAAACAUCUGCUCUGCUUCUCUCCAUCACCUUCAAACUCACCUGGGUUCCUUCCUCACCAGUCCUCUUCCCUGAGUUCUACGUGGACCGGAGACCGGUUCCAGGUCAUGUUCAGUCCGACUCCCGGUGGGUUCCUUCCUGAAGGUUUAGAUCUAGGAUUGUUGAGUUCCCUCAACUAGAAAAUACAAACUGGUGUUAAAUUCUGGAGUUUGUAGAAAACUAGUUUAGAAACGUUGGUGAAGGAGAAGAGGUUUUCUGGACCAGGACCAGGGCCAGGACCUGGACCACUCAGAGUCCAUCUAGAUCCAGGUCUCAGUCCACGUAGAACACGGUGGAACCAGUCACACUUUGCCUUUUUUAGUUUGAGUUUUAUUCUGGGUGGUUCUGAGGAGACGACUCGAUCAGGACACGGUUUUAUUCGCUUCUUCUCGUUUGUUGUCGAUGUUUUUAACCAAAUAUAAGAACAGAAUGUUUUUCCCUCUCACUCUUUUUAUUCCUGGUUUUCUUUCACCUUCGUCUGACUCGGUUCCUCUGGUUCCACCGCGGAGGAACCGACGCCUUCGCUGUCCUCAAGUGCUUUAAAUGGACAGGAAGGAGCUGAGAGUGAAUGUAGUUAAAGGUCUGUGGAGAAGGAACCGAUGGACGAACGCGUCUUUUAUCGACACUAAACGAAUGAACCGAGGCUGAAGUGACGUCUGGAUUCAUUUCUCCCUCUGAUCAUUAACUAAACUCAGCUCUGUUAAUAUUUCAUCCUUUACAUUCGUUACGUUUCUUUGAAUUAUCUAAGAAACCGACAGGAAAUAAAAAUGGUUCAAUGUUUGUAAAAGACGAAGAGAACGAGUCACAAUCAGACAAAGUCCUAAAGUUAUUAUUCUAAAAGUCACCGUUUAAUUUGUGUAACUUUAUUAGAAUUUGAUUUUUUUAUUUAUCUCUGAUUUCUUUAACUUUUUUUUUUUUUUUUUUUAGCGCCGUCUACGUCGUCUUUAUCUGUUUCCUGUUUCUUUUCUCAUCAACCUGCAUGAAAUAUUCACCAGGAAGAAAAAAAAAUACUUUUAAAAACGUAAAUUGAGUUUGUUUCCUCGUGUUUUAGAGAUUUUAAAAGUUUUGCUGGGACCAAAGAGUCAAAAUGAACUUUAACCGUAAAAUAAAAGCAACUAAUCGUGCGUUUUAAAAACUAACGUGACAUAAUUCAGAUGAAGAGCUGUUGAAUUAUUCUGUUCAGAUUGAACCUGUUUGUCUCUGGCUGUAAAAUACUCUGUACAUUUAUUAUUUUUGUGUUUGAUUUUCUUUCUUCUUCUGUUGUAUCAUUGAUUGUUGGAUGCGGGGACUCGGUUAUGUGUAAAUAAAGUAUAUAUGAAUCUGAAUAUA
Molecule: messenger RNA, 2761 nt
Organism: Mugil cephalus (flathead mullet)
Lineage: Eukaryota; Metazoa; Chordata; Actinopteri; Mugiliformes; Mugilidae
Gene: rab14
Product: RAB14, member RAS oncogene family
Exons: 8
Coding region: 175-822 (215 amino acids)
Biological process (GO): endocytic recycling; defense response to bacterium; Golgi to endosome transport
Cellular component (GO): Golgi apparatus; phagocytic vesicle; recycling endosome
Molecular function (GO): GTP binding; GTPase activity
Source: RefSeq, a predicted model, not a curated record